Zalophus californianus (California sea lion) is the source of this 777-nucleotide messenger RNA. RefSeq names its product oligosaccharyltransferase complex subunit OSTC-like. NCBI's taxonomy places the organism in Eukaryota, Metazoa, Chordata, Mammalia, Carnivora, Otariidae. Gene Ontology annotation, cellular component: oligosaccharyltransferase complex. The coding region runs from base 1 to 477 and encodes 158 amino acids. The record is from RefSeq and is a predicted model, not a curated record. The transcript has 2 exons.
AUGCCUGAUGUAUGCACAUGCGGCCUGCCGCCACAAGCAUACCGCGUCCCGUUCUUCGUGCUCGAAUGCCCCAACCUGAAGCUGAAGAAACCGCCCUGGGUGCACAUGCCGUCGGCCAUGACGGUGUACGCGCUGGUGGUGGUGUCGUACUUCCUCAUCACCCGAGGAAUAAUUUAUGAUGUUAUUGUUGAGCCUCCAAGUGUUGGUUCUAUGACCGAUGAACAUGGACAUCAGAGACCAGUAGCUUUCUUGGCCUACAGAGUAAAUGGACAGUAUAUUAUGGAAGGACUUGCAUCCAGCUUUCUGUUUACAAUGGGAGGUUUAGGUUUUAUAAUCCUGGACCGAUCGAAUGCACCAAACAUUCCAAAACUCAAUAGAUUUCUUCUUCUAUUCAUUGGAUUCGUCUGUGUCCUAUUGAGUUUUUUCAUGGCUAGAGUAUUCAUGAGAAUGAAACUGCCGGGCUAUCUGAUGGGUUAAAAAAUGCCUUUCGAGAAGAAAUCAGUGGAUAUUGGAUUUGCUCCUGUUAAUGAACUUUUAAAGGCUGUACCAAUCCUCUGAUGUGAAAUAUGGGAAAAGAGUGAAACAGCAGAAAAGAAGCAUCUAGUGAAAAAUCGGAAGCACAUUAAAGCUUGAACUAGAAUGCUUGGUAUCAAAGAGACAAGCUUAUCACAGUAUUUUUUCCUGCUGGCCUAUACUGAUGUACCAACGAUGUUAAGUAACAUUUUCUUCUUAGUUUUUCAUUUCUUAAAGAAAAUAUACUCCAUUUCUACAACUAUA